Molecule: messenger RNA, 3341 nt
Organism: Corvus hawaiiensis (hawaiian crow)
Lineage: Eukaryota; Metazoa; Chordata; Aves; Passeriformes; Corvidae
Gene: PFAS
Product: phosphoribosylformylglycinamidine synthase
Source: RefSeq, a predicted model, not a curated record
GGGGGGGGGGGAACCCCAAAUGUGACCUUUUCCCCCCCAAAAUUUGGGGGUCUCCCUGCCCCCCCCCCCAGGAGUUCCAGCUGUCGCUGUCGCCCCUCCCCCGGCGCCCCCUGAGCCUCCCCCCGGCGCUCUCGGUCCAGGAGGCCCUCGAGAGGGUCCUGAGGCUGCCGGCCGUGGCCAGCAAGAGGUACCUGACCAACAAGGUGGACCGCUCGGUGACGGGGCUGGUGGCCCAGCAGCAGUGCGUGGGCCCCCUGCACACGCCGCUGGCCGACGUGGCCGUGGUGGCCCUGUCCCAGUUCGGGGACACCGGCGCGGCCACGGCCAUCGGCGAGCAGCCGGUCAAGGGGCUGCUGGACCCCGCGGCCGGAGCGCGGCUGGCGCUGACCGAGGCCAUCACCAACCUGGUGUUCGCCAGGGUGACCCAUCUGAAGGACGUGAAGUGCUCGGGGAAUUGGAUGUGGGGGGCCAAGACGGGCGCGGAGGGCGGGGCGCUGGUGGCCGCCUGCGAGGCGCUGGUGGUGGCCCUGCACCGCCUGGGGGUGGCCAUCGACGGCGGCAAGGACUCGCUGAGCAUGGCGGCCCGAGUGGGGACGGACACCGUGAUGGCCCCUGGCGCCCUGGUGAUCUCGGCCUACGCCGUGUGCCCCGACGUCACCGCCACCGUCACCCCCGACCUCAAGUGUCCCAACGACCGCGGGGCCCUGCUGUGGGUGCAGCUGACGGGCCAGCACCGCCUGGGGGGCUCGGCCCUGGCCCAGGUGUUUGCCCAGGUGGGCGACGCCUGCCCCGACCUGGACGAGCCGCGGAGCCUCGAGAGCGCCUUCAACAUCACCCAGGAGCUGCUCAAAGAGCGUGUCCUGACCGCCGGCCACGACAUCAGCGACGGGGGCUUCCUGGGCUGCCUCCUGGAGAUGGCCUUCGCCGGCAACUGCGGUGUCACCGUCGAUGUCCCCGCGCCGCCGCCCGGCGUCACCCCGCUGUCCCUGCUGUUCGCCGAGGAGCCGGGGCUGCUGCUCGAGGUGCCGGCCGUGGCCACUGUCCCCGUGUGCCGCCGCUACCAGGACGCCGGCGUCACCUGUGUCCCCAUCGGCCACAGCGGCCCCUACGGGCCCCGCGCCACGGUGACGGUGGCGGUGGGUGGCACCGAGGUGCUGGCGGCGCCCGUGGGGGACCUCCGGGACGUUUGGGAGCAGACGAGUUUCCGGCUGGAGCGGCUGCAGGCGGCCCCGGCCUGCGUGGAGCAGGAGGAGCAGGACCUGGGCUCGCGCUGGGGACCGGCCUACAAAGUGACCUUUGACCCCGACUACGUGGCACCCAUGGUCCAGCACAUGGAGCUGCCGGGGCCGCGCGUGGCCGUGCUGAGGGAGGAGGGCAGCAACGGGGACCGGGAGAUGGCGGCCGCCUUCGCCAUGGCGGGGUUCCAGGUGUGGGACGUGACCACCCAGGACCUUUGUGCCGGCUCCGCCUCCCUGGACGGGUUCCGGGGCCUCGUCUUCGUGGGGGGCUUCAGCUACGCCGACGUCCUGGGAUCCGCCAAAGGCUGGGCGGCCUCGAUUCUCUUCAACCCCAAGGUCCGGGAGGUCCUGGAGCGGUUCCGGACGCGGCCGGACACCUUCAGCCUCGGGGUGUGCAACGGCUGCCAGCUGAUGGCGCUGCUGGGCUGGGUGGGGCCACCGCCAGGUGAGGGCCGGGCGCGCCCGGGGCGGGUGGCGCUGGAGCGGAACCUCUCCGGGCGCUUCGAGUCGCGCUUCGUCACCGUGCGCGUGGAGCCGAGCCCGGCGCUGCUGCUGCGCGGGAUGGAGGGGGCGCUGCUGGGCGUGUGGGUGGCGCACGGGGAAGGCCGUUUCCAGUUCCGCCCUCCGGCCGCCCUGGAGCGCUGUGUCCGGUCGGGCCUGGCCGCGCUGCGCUACGCCGACGACCGCGGGGCGCCCACCGAGCGCUACCCGCUGAACCCCAACGGCUCCGGCCGCGGCGUGGCCGCGCUGGCGUCGCCCUGCGGCCGCCACCUGGCCGCCAUGCCCCACCCCGAGCGCGCCGUGCGCGCCUGGCAGUGCCCCUGGGCCGGCCGGCCGGCGGCCGCCGAGGGCCGGAGCAAGGCCGGAGCCGGGCCCUGGCUGCGCAUGUUCCGCAACGCCCUCGAGUGGUGCGUGAGGUGGCCCGACGGGGAGCAGUGACCGCUGGGUGACCGCUGGGUGACCGCUGAGUGACCGCUGGGUGACUGCUGGGUGACUGCUGGGUGACCGCUGAGUGACCGCUGGGUGACCGGCUGAUCACCUGGCUGACCAACCCCCAGGACACUGAGUACCCAACUGACCAAUCACUGACCACCCACUGACCCCACCAACGCCCUCGAGUGGUGCCUGUGAUGGCCCAACGGGGAGCAGUGACCGCUGAGUGACCACUGAGUGACCGCUGGGUGACCGCUGGGUGACCGCUGAGUGACCGCUGGGUGACCGGCUGAUCACCUGGCUGACCAACCCCCAGGACACUGAGUACCCAACUGACCAAUCACUGACCACCCCACUGACCACCCCACUGACCACCCCACUGACCAAUCACUGACCACCCCACUGACCACCCACUGACCAAUCACUGACCACCCCACUGACCAAUCACUGACCACCCCACUGACCACCCACUGACCACCCCACUGACCACCCACUGACCAAUCACUGACCAAUCACUGACCACCCCACUGACCACCCACUGACCAAUCACUGACCCCACCAACGCCCUCGAGUGGUGCCUGCGGUGGCCCAACGGGGAGCAGUGACCGCUGAGUGACCGCUGAGUGACUGCUGAGUGACCAGUGGACCAACCCCCAGGACACUGACCCCUCACUGAUCCCUCAGUGACCACUCACUGGCCACUCAGUGACCCCUCAGUGACCCCUCACUGACCCCUCAGUGACCACUCACUGACCCCUCACUGACCCCUCACUGAUCCCUCACUGACCCCUCACUGGCCACUCAGUGACCCCCACUGACCCCUCAGUGACCCCUCAGUGACCCCUCAGUGACCCCUCACUGACCCCUCAGUGACCCCUCAGUGACCACUCACUGACCCCUCACUGACCCCUCAGUGACCCCUCAGUGACCCCUCAGUGACCACUCACUGACCCCUCAGUGACCCCUCAGUGACCCCUCACUGACCCCUCACUGACCCCUCACUGACCCCUCAGUGACCCCUCAGUGACCACUCACUGACCCCUCAGUGACCCCUCAGUGACCCCUCACUGACCCCUCAGUGACCCCUCAGUGACCCCUCACUGGCCACUCAGUGACCCCUCAGUGACCCCGGGGGGGCGGGGCUGUAAUUAAUAAAGUGCUGUUAAUGAA